AUGGAUGCUGAUGCGAGAUCUCUAAAUGACCUUCUUGAAUCUGGUGGUCUCAAGCAGAUGAUUUCAGAGCCUACUCAUAAACGUGGUCAUACACUGGAUCUCCUGAUCGUCAGAGAAAGUGAAGGUAUCAUUGACAACAUUAGAGUACUACCUGCAAUGCCAUCUGAUCAUGCGGCAAUCAUGUUCACAGCAGCACUUGCUCGUCCACCUGCAUCAAGGCAGCAAGUUCGCCAUCGUAUGCUUCGUAGCAUCGACUAUGAACAAUUCAGCCGUGAUAUUGAAGGUAACUUCUCAAACAUUGGAGACCUUGACGAUCUUGACUUAGCCCAAAAGGUUGACACUUAUAACUCUACUCUAAAAGCCGCCCUUGACAAGCAUGCUGCAAUAUCUUCCAGGAGUAUUCAGCUACGCCCACAUGCCCCAUGGUAUGAUGAAUCUCUGAAAGCCCGACCACGAAAGUUGCGUUCUGCAGAAAGGAAGUGGCGAAAAUCCGGAACUGUCACAGACAAACAGAUGAUGAAAGCUUCAUUGACUGAUUAUCAAUGUGUACUCAAGAAAGCAAAAUGUGCCUACCAUCGAGAGAAAAUAGCUGGUAGCAACAGCAAGGAGCUUUUCAAAGUUGUACACGAAUUAACAGUCGAGCGAUCUGAUCAACUGUUGCCAUCCCACAGCUCGAAGGAUGAACUUUGUCAACGAUUUUCAGACUACUUCAACGACAAGAUAUCCAAACUUCGAGCAUCAACUACCAACGUCAAGCUGUCACCUGUACCAUCCUCUACUGAAGCUACCUUGGAAAGGUCUGCAUGUCAACUUGAAGAAUUCCAUCAAGUUUCAGAGAAAGAUGUUCGCAAGAUUAUUAAAUCUAAGAAGGUGAAAACUUGUGCACUUGACCCUGUUCCUGCAUGUGUCUUUAGCGGAUGUCUUAAUACUCUUCUUCCUGCCAUCACAGACAUGGCAAAUCAGAGUCUUAUGUCUGCCAAUUUUCCAACUUCACUCAAAUCUGCAGUUGUUACACCAAUACUGAAAAAGCAGAAUCUAGAUCCUGAGGACUUGAAGAACUUUCGUCCGAUAUCAAACAUCCCGCUACUUGGGAAAGUGAUCGAACGUGUGGUCAGUCAGCAGCUUACAUCAUAUCUGGCUAGUAACUCUUCUCCCAUCUAG
This is a messenger RNA of Lytechinus variegatus (green sea urchin), 1161 nucleotides long. RefSeq lists its product as uncharacterized. The record is from RefSeq and is a predicted model, not a curated record. The transcript has a single exon. Lineage: Eukaryota; Metazoa; Echinodermata; Echinoidea; Temnopleuroida; Toxopneustidae. Bases 1 to 1161 code for a protein of 386 amino acids.